Messenger RNA from Danio aesculapii, 3175 nucleotides. RefSeq names its product cytidine deaminase b (gene cdab). Gene Ontology annotation, molecular function: zinc ion binding; cytidine deaminase activity. The record is from RefSeq and is a predicted model, not a curated record. Bases 99 to 578 code for a protein of 159 amino acids. Gene Ontology annotation, cellular component: cytosol. The transcript is spliced from 4 exons. Lineage: Eukaryota; Metazoa; Chordata; Actinopteri; Cypriniformes; Danionidae.
GGGGAUUGGAUGUGACAUAUGGAAAAAAAAAAAAUCAAACUAAAUCACAGGCAACUCUGCUAAGCCACAGAAAGACUACACACACACUUCAUAGCAACAUGGGAGACCAAAAGAUGAUGCACGAGCUUAUUAAUGGGUUGAAUGGGCACUUGUUGGGAAUAAAAGAGUUGACUCGGAAAUCUCUAGAGGCCAAGACGUUUGCCUAUUGCCCAUACAGCAAGUUUCGAGUCGGGGCGGCACUGCUAACACAUGAUGGGACGGUUUUCACAGGAUGUAACGUGGAAAACGCAUGCUUCAACUUGGGAAUCUGUGCUGAGAGAGUUGCCAUUUCCAAAGCUGUAUCUGAGGGCUACAGGGAUUUUAAAGCCAUUGCUAUUGCGAGUGAUAUGUGUGAGAACUUUAUUUCCCCGUGUGGAGGCUGCCGGCAGUUCAUGAGAGAGUUUGGUUCUAACUGGGAUGUGUAUUUGUCCAAACCCGACGGUUCCUACGUGGAGAUGACAGUCGAGGAACUUCUGCCGGCAUCAUUCGGACCAGAGGACUUAAAAAUGAAGAAAGUGAACAUUCGGAAUGAGUUUUGAAGAGGAGAUUUUAGAGGAGAACCAACAGUUGAAGUCAAGAUUAUUCAGCCUCCUGUUAAUUUUCUUUUUUAAAUAUUUACCAAAUGAUGUUUAACAACAAUUAUUUUUUACAGUAUUUCCUUUAAUAUUUCUUCUUCUGGAGAAAGUCUUAUUUGUUUUAAUUCGGCUAGAAUAAAAGCAGUUCCUAAUUUUUUUAAACCAUGUUAAGGUCAAUAUUAUUAGCCCCUUAAGCAAUAUUUGUUUUCGGUUGUCCUCAGAACAAACCACUGUCAUACAAUGACUUGCCUAAUUACCCUAACUUAUGGAGUUAGAUGAGUCUUAAAAAUAAUACAUUUACAAGAUAAAAUUCAUACAAGCCCAGCACAAUUCACAUUUACAGAAUCCAAAACACAAUUCAUAAAUACAACAGAUAAUUUGAAGGUCGCUGGUUCGAGCCUCGGCUAGGUCAGUUGGCGUUUCUGUGUGGAGUUUGCAUGUUCUCCCUGUGUUCGCGUGGGUUUCCUCCGGGUGCUCUGGUUUCCCCCAGUCCAAAGACAUGCGGUGCAGGUGAAUUGGGAAGGCUAAAUUGUCCGUAGUGUAUGAGUGUGAAUGAGUGAGUGAGUGAGUGAGUGAGUGAGUGUGUAUGGAUGUUUCCCUGAGAUGGGUUGCAGCUGGAAGGGCAUCCGCUGCAUAAAAACAUGCUGGAUAAGUUGGCGGUUCAUUCCGCUGUGGCGACCCCAGAUUAAUAAAGGGACUAAGCCGAAAAGAAAAUGAAUGAAUGAAUGAAUGAAACUGUGAAUUCGCAAGUAAAAAUCGACAAUUUUUUUUCAUCAAAUGAAUUGGAUUUGUGUAUUUUUGAAUCGUGUUUUGAAUUUAGGACUUGGAUUUUGUUAAUUGUUAAUUAAAAAAAUGUAAAAGUUAAAAAAUUAAAAGUUAAUUGUGUUGAGGAUGUAAGAAUUUUAUGUUGUAAAUGUAUUUUUUGAGACUCAUCUGACUCCAUAUAACUUGCCUAAUAAACCUAGUUAAGCCUUUCAAUAUUACUUGAAGCUGAAUACUAGUAUCUUGAAAAAUAUCUAGUCAAUUAUUAUUUACUGUCAUCAUGGCAAAGAUAAAAGAUCAGUUAUUAGAAAUGAGUUAUUAAAACUAUUGUUGAACAAGUUUCCUACAGUGUGACAACAGCUGCGAUGAGCGUCAAUCCAAGAACCAAUAGGAGCUCUGAAUUUGAUGAUGCAAUCAAUGCGACAAUUUAAAUGACCAAUGGGAUAUGUCAAAACUGUUUUUUUCUUCCUGGUUUUAUUAUUGAGACGCGCUGUGUGCUAACUAUUGUUAAAUCUUCUUUCCGUUAAACAGAAAUUGGGGAACAAAUUUACAGGAGGGCUAAUAAUUCUGACUUCAACUGUAUAUGAGAGUUUUGCUGUGUAUAUAGAACAUUGUGAAUGAUUGUGUUUAAAGGGAUAGUUCACCCACAAUGAAAACUCCCUCAUCAUCUAUUCUCCCUCAUGUGGUUUUAAGCCUUUAUGAGUUUCUAUCUUCUGUUGAAAACAUUAGAUCAAUGGUCUCAAACUCAAUUCCUGGAGGGCUGCAGGUCUGUACAGUUUAGUUCCAACCACCUCCAACUCACACCUGCUUAAUAGUCUCUGUUUCUCAAUAUGCGUUCUUCAGCGUCCUCGUGUAACUUCAUCAUCGACUGCCAAAGUUCAGUUCCAAAACUCAAGACCACAAGGACGGACGCAUGAAAGUUCCCAGAUGUGUUCUUGAUAUCGAGGUGGCAUCGAUGCAGACUCGCUUGAGAAGUUCCAGAAGUCAUUGCGACUGAAUAAAGGAGGUGGGAAACGCAGCGUUUUAUAUAGAUUUAAUAUUAAAGUUCAGAGACAUAACUUAUUUAGCUCAUGAGUUUCCCUGAAGGAGAUGGUGACAGUAAACAUUACCAUGAAAAUCUUAAUAAAAGCAUGAGUUCGUAUUAAAAUAUGUUUUAUUUGUAAGGUCUUUAUGCAUGUUAUAUAUAUUAAAAAGGGGAAAACAAUAAAUUGUUGUAUGAAUGAUGUUAUGCAUGAAGGUCAUGUGACCAUCAGGAAGAAGGCAGCAUCUCAUUUCUCACAGGAUGCUUUCUCUAUUCGCGUGGUCUGCCGUGUUCGUUCUUCUGAGAUAACUUGGCAAGGCCGUUCUUCACAAGAACGCAAGUCCAUUCUCGGCAUUCUUGGAAUUGAGAAACAGCCUAGUAGUCUUGAACACCUUGAUUAUUUGGAUCAGCUGUGUUUGAUUAGGGUUAGAGUGAAACUUUGCAGAGCUGCGGCCCUCCAGGAACUGAGUUUGAGACCUAUGCCUUAAAAGAUAUUUGGAAGAAUUCUGGUUGAUGGCACCCAUCGACUUCUAUAGUCAUUUUUUGCCUACUAUGGAAGUCAGUGGGUACUAACUAGCAGCAUUCUACAAAAUAUCUUCUUUUGUGUUCAAGAAACUCAAACAGGUUUAAAACAAGUGAAGCGGGUAUAAAUGAUGAAUGGACUUUCGCCAUCAGCUAUCCCUUUAACAGUGCUGAAUGUUAACUAAUUUAUAUACUCUUGUAAUGUAUGUAAAGAAAUUAUUCUUAUUUUUGAAUAAACACUAAGGGCCCUAUCAUA